AUGACGACAACAGUGCCCAAGAUCUUUGCAUUUCCCGAAUUUGCGGGCGUCGCCGAAGCGGUAGCUGAUCACGUUGUACAUGCCCAAAACACUGCUCUUGCAAAAGAUCCGUACAAGAUUAAAGGUUCCAAUAGUGCGGGGGGAGUAGCCUCUGACGGCAUUAUGAGUGGCGCGACCGGCAGUGGCAUCAUCAGCAGCUCACAAUCGGCAGCACAUGUGUCGCGAGCUUCGUCUUCGCGCAGUAUCAAAGGGUCGAGCGGCCGUUCAAAUAGUGCCAAAAUGAAAAAGGUCAAAGAGCGGCGUUUCAAAAUCGCGCUUUCGGGUGGUAGUCUUAUUCAGGUGCUGCAUGAAGGUCUCCUCAAGCGCACAGAUGUCCAAUGGGGCAAAUGGGAUAUUUACUUCGCGGAUGAACGUCUUGUGCCGUUCGAGUCGCCGGAAAGCAAUUUUGGACGUGCUAAACGUCAGAUUUUCGACCAAGUUGACACAAGUCGUUACGGAAGUCCUAAAGUUUACCACAUUAAUGAAUCCCUCAUUGAUGAUCCUCAGGAAUGCGCCGAUGAUUAUGAAAAGGUGUUGAUAAGGGGUUUCGCUGGCAGAGACUCCGUCAAGUUGCCAAUGUUCGAUUUAUUUCUCUUGGGUUGUGCUCCUGAUGGACAUAUCGCCUCACUUUUCCCAAACUUUCAAGAAAACUUACGUGAAAAUCUGGCUUGGGUAGUACCUGUCCAGAACGCACCCCAUGGGCCCUCUAACCGUAUAUCGCUCACCAUUCCGGUCAUAUGCCACUCUCAUCGCGUAACGUUCGUUGUCGAAGGUGCGACAAAAGCUCCUAUCAUCAAAACUAUAAUGGAAAGACCAGAGAAAGGGCUACCCAGUAGCAUUGUCAACGAGGGCGCCGCAGGACGUGUCGCUUGGUUUGUGGACGAUGAUGCCUUGACGGACGUGAGUGUUACAAAGAAAAAAUACACUUUUCUAGAAGCAGAUAGCGAUUCCGGCAAGUCCGGAAAUUAA
Lachancea mirantina is the source of this 1008-nucleotide messenger RNA. The record is from the annotation of a GenBank genome assembly. NCBI's taxonomy places the organism in Eukaryota, Fungi, Ascomycota, Saccharomycetes, Saccharomycetales, Saccharomycetaceae.